AUGAGGCUGAUGUGGAACUUAGUCUUUAUUGUCCUCCUAAGUUUUUCGUGCUGGGCACUAGACUGGGAAUCUGAUAGAAAUUUCAUUUCAGCUGCUGGUCCUUUAACCGAUGACUUGCUACACAACCCGAGCAACCUGGGAAACCAGAGUUCUAACUUUGCAGCGGGGAGCAAAGACAUUUAUGUUUGUCGUCAGCCACUGCCUGCCCCCCUGCCAGAGUACCUUAGUAGUAUUCAUGGCAGUAAGAUCACCCAUUAUAAAGUAUUUCUGCCCUGGGCACAACUUCUUCCAGCAGGAAGCUCCGAGAACCCAGAUACGAAAGUCGUGCAGUGCUACCGGCGACUCCUUGAGGCCAUCAGGGCUGCACAGCUUCAGCCCCUGGUCAUCUUGCAGGACCAGGCCCUCCCCACCGGCAUCAUCCAGAGAAGCGAAGUCUUUGCUGAUCUCUUUGCUGACUAUGCCACAUUCGCCUUCCAGUCUUUUGGGGACCUAGUUGAGGUCUGGUUCACUUUUAGUGACUUGGAGGAGGUGAUAAUGGAACUUCCCCACCAGGAGUCAAGAUCUGUACAUCUCCAGACCCUCACGGAUGCCCACAGAAAAGCCUAUGAGAUUUACCACGAAAAAUAUGCUUCUCAAGGAGGAAAGCUCUCUGUGGUCCUACGAGCUGAAGCGAUCUCAGAGCUCCUGCUAGAACCGUCCACAUCUUUGCUUGCCAAGGACGCGGUUGAUUUCCUCUCUCUUGAUUUGUCUUAUGAAUGCCAAAGCGAGGCAAGUUUGCUGCAGAAGCUGAGUAAAUUGCAGACUAUUGAGCCAAAAGUGAAAGUUUUCAUCUUCAAUUUAAAACUCCAGGACUGCCCCUCCACCAAGAAGAACCCAUCUAGGCUGCUCUUCAGCCUUUUCGAAGCCAUAAAUAAAGACCAAGUGCUCAUCAUUGGGUUUGAUAUUAAUAUAUUCCUGAGCUGUUCAUCAAAUUCCAAGAAAAGCCCAUCUUGUUCUCUGACUGACAGCUUGACCCUUCAGGCUGCCCGGAAGUGGGACCUCGAGACUGCAGUAGGCUCUUCGACGAGCUCGGCCUAUCAGACAGUAUGGGAAACAUUUGCUAACCAGUCCAGAGCAGAAAGGGAUGCUUUCCUGCAGGAUGUUUUUCCUGAAGGCUUCCUCUGGGGCGUCUCCACAGGAGCCUUUAAUGUGGAAGGAGGCUGGGCCGAGGAUGGAAGAGGGGCAAGUGUCUGGGACCGACUGGGGUCCCAGAAGGCUGCCAAGGGCCAAGCAACACCAGAGGUGGCCAGUGACAGUUACCACAAGGUGUACUCUGACGUUGCCCUUCUUCGUGGCCUCCAGGCUCAGGUCUACAAGUUCUCUAUCUCCUGGUCCCGUAUCUUCCCCACUGGGCAUGCGCACAGCCCCAGCCUUCAGGGUGUCGCCUACUACAACAAGCUCAUCGACAGCCUGCUAGACUCACACAUCAAGCCCAUGGCCACACUGUUCCACUGGGACCUGCCUCAGGCCCUGCAGGAUCUCGGUGGGUGGCAGAAUGAGAGCGUGGUGGAAGACUUCCUGGACUAUGCAGCCUUCUGCUUCUCCACCUUUGGGGACCGUGUGAAGCUGUGGGUAACCUUCCACGAGCCAUGGGUGAUGAGCUAUGCAGGCUAUGGCACCGGCCAACACGCACCGGGCAUCUCUGACCCAGGAGUGGCCUCUUUUAAGGUGGCUCACCUGGUCCUCAAGGCUCACGCCAGAGCUUGGCACUACUACAACAGCCGCCAUCGCCCACAGCAGCAGGGGCAUGUGGGCAUUGUGCUAAACUCAGACUGGGCUGAGCCCUUAUCCCCAGAGAGGCCCGAAGAUCUGAGAGCCACCGAACGCUUCUUGCACUUCAUGCUGGGCUGGUUUGCACAUCCCAUUUUUGUGGAUGGAGACUACCCGGCUACCUUGAGGGCCCAGAUCCAACGGAUGAACAGACAGUGCCCCAGUCCUGUGGCCCAGCUCCCUGAGUUCACUGAGGCAGAAAAGCAGCUUCUGAAAGGCUCCGCUGAUUUUCUGGGUCUGUCCCAUUACACGUCCCGCCUCAUCAGCAACGCUCAACAGGACACCUGCAUCCCCAGCUAUGAUACCAUCGGAGGCUUCUCACAGCAUGUGGACCCUGCAUGGCCCCAGACUUCCUCACCCUGGAUUCGUGUGGUACCCUGGGGCUUGAGGAGGCUGUUGCGGUUUGUAUCCUUGGAAUACACAAAAGGAAAAGUUCCAAUCUACCUGGCUGGGAAUGGCAUGCCCAUUGGGGAAAAUGAAAAUCUCUUUGAUGAUUCCUUGAGAGUAGACUACUUCACUCAAUAUAUCAAUGAAGUGCUCAAAGCUGUCAAGGAGGACUCAGUGGAUGUUCGAUCUUACAUUGCUCGUUCCCUUAUCGAUGGCUUUGAAGGACCCUCUGGUUACAGCCAGAGGUUUGGGCUGCAUCACGUCAACUUCAACGAUAGCAGCAAGCCAAGGACUCCCAGGAAAUCUGCCUAUUUUUUCACCAGAAUCAUUGAAAAGAAUGGUUUCCUCACCAAGGCAGUAAAAAAACUGCCACCACUCAGAACAGCAAACUUCUCCCCUAAAAUAGGAGCCUUCGCUUUUCCUUCGGAGGUGCCCUCUCAGGCUAAAGUAAUUUGGGAAAAGUUCUCCACCCAACCCAAGUUUGAAAGAGAUUUGUUCUACCACGGCACAUUCCGGGAUGACUUUCUGUGGGGUGUUUCUUCAUCAGCCUAUCAGAUCGAAGGAGCUUGGGAUGCCGAUGGCAAAGGCCCCAGCAUCUGGGAUAACUUUACCCACACACCAGGAAACAAUGUGGAAGACAAUGCCACUGGAGACAUAGCCUGUGACAGCUAUAAUCAAUUGGAUGCUGAUCUGAAUAUGCUGCGAGCUUUGAAGGUGAAGGCUUAUCACUUCUCUCUGUCCUGGUCUCGGAUUUUCCCAACUGGUAGAAACAGUUCUAUCAACAGACAUGGUGUUGAUUAUUACAACAGGCUGAUCAAUGGCUUGGUGGCAAGCAACAUCUCUCCCAUGGUGACUCUGUUCCACUGGGACCUGCCCCAGGCCCUCCAAGAUAUUGGAGGCUGGGAGAAUUCUUCCUUGAUUGAGUUGUUUAACAGCUAUGCAGACUUUUGUUUCCAGACGUUUGGUGACAGAGUCAAGUUCUGGAUGACCUUUAACAAGCCCACAUACCUGGCAUGGUUGAGUUACGGCUCAGGAGAUUUUCCCCCAAAUGUGAAUGAGUCAGGCUGGGCGCCUUACAGGAUUGGCCAUGCAGUCAUCAAAGCUCAUGCCAGAGUCUAUCACACCUACGAUGAGAGAUACAGGCAAGUUCAGAAGGGAGUCAUCUCUUUGAGCCUCAGUGCACCCUGGGCAGAGCCCAAGUCACCGAAGGUCCCAAGAGAAGUGGAGGCAGCUGACCGAAUGCUGCAGUUCUCACUGGGCUGGUUCGCCCACCCCAUUUUCCGAAACGGAGACUAUCCUGAUGCCAUGAAGUGGAAAGUGGGGAACAGGAGUGAACUACAACACUUAGCCACCUCUCGCCUGCCAAGUUUCACUGAGGAGGAGAAGAAGUACAUCAGGGCUACGGCCGACGUGUUUUGCCUCAACACCUACUCCUCCAAAAUUGUGUGGCAUAUAACACCCAGAUUAAACCCACCCUCCUACAAAGAUGACCAGGAGAUGACUGAGGAGGAGGACCCUUCAUGGCCUUCCACAGAAAUUAAUGGGGCUGCGCCCUGGGGAAUGCGAAGACUGCUCAACUGGAUCAAAGAAGAGUAUGGUGACAUCCCCAUUUACAUCACUGAGAAUGGAGCGGGACUGACAAAUCCGACAGUGGAAGACACCGAUAGGAUAUUUUACCACAAAACCUACAUCAAUGAAGCUUUGAAAGCCUACAGGCUCGACGGGGUAGACCUUCGAGGGUACGCCGUGAGGUCUCUGAUGGACAACUUUGAGUGGCUACAUGGUUACACAGUCAAGUUUGGACUGUACCAUGUGGACUUCAAUAAUGUGAACAGGCCUCGUACAGCAAGAGCCUCUGCCAGGUACUACACAGAGGUCAUCACUAACAACGGCAUGCCGCUGCCCAGGGAAGACGAGUUUCUCUAUGGUCGGUUUCCCGAGGGCUUCAUCUGGAGUGCAGCUUCCGCUGCCUAUCAGAUUGAAGGUGCAUGGAGAGCAGAUGGCAAGGGACUCAGUAUUUGGGACACAUAUUCUCACACACCACUGAGGGUUGAGAAUGACGACAUUGGAGACGUGGCUUGUGACAGUUAUCACAAGACUGCCGAGGAUGUGGUUGCCCUGCAGAACCUGGGCGUGUCCUACUAUCGCUUUUCCAUCUCUUGGUCUCGAAUCCUCCCUGAUGGAACCACCAAGUACAUCAGUGAAAAGGGCCUGGACUACUACGUGCAGCUCAUUGACGCACUGCUGGCUGCCAACAUCAAGCCCCAGGUGACCAUUUACCACUGGGACCUGCCCCAGGCACUCCAGGAUGUUGGAGGCUGGGAGAAUGAGACCACUGUACAGCGGUUUAAAGAGUAUGCAGAUGUGCUCUUCCGGAGGCUGGGGGACAAGGUGAAGUUUUGGAUCACGCUGAACGAGCCCUUUGUGAUUGCUUACAAAGGCUAUGGCUAUGGGACAGCAGCUCCAGGAAUCUCCUCCAGGCCUGGCACUGCCCCCUACAUUGCGGGCCACAAUCUAAUAAAGGCCCAUGCUGAGGCCUGGCAUCUGUACAAUGACGUGUACCGCGCCAGUCAAGGUGGCAUGAUUUCCAUCACCAUCAGUAGCGACUGGGCUGAGCCCAGAAACCCCUCCAACCAGGAGGACGUGGAGGCAGCCAGGAGAUAUGUUCAGUUUAUGGGAGGCUGGUUUGCCCACCCUAUUUUCAAGAAUGGAGAUUACAACGAAGCGAUGAAGACACGGGUCCGUGACAGGAGCUUGGCUGCAGGCCUCAGCAAGUCUCGGCUCCCGGAGUUCACGGAGAGUGAGAAGAGGAGGAUCAAUGGAACCUAUGACUUUUUUGGGUUCAAUCAUUAUACCACUGUCCUGGCCUACAACCUCGACUAUGACCCUUCGAUCUCUUCCUUUGAUGCAGACAGGGGAGUUGCCUCCAUCGCAGAUCGCUCUUGGCCAGACUCUGGCUCCUCCUGGCUGAAGAUAACACCUUUUGGCUUCAGGAGGAUCCUGAACUGGUUAAAGGAGGAGUACAACAAUCCUCCAAUUUAUGUAACAGAGAAUGGAAUGUCCCUACGGGGAGAAACAGACCUCAAUGACACUGCAAGAAUCUACUACCUCCGCAGUUACAUCAACGAGGCACUCAAAGCUGUUCGGGAUAACGUGGAUCUUCGAGGAUACACAGUUUGGAGUUUGAUGGACAACUUUGAAUGGGCUACAGGCUUUGCAGAGAGGUUUGGUCUACAUUCUGUGAACUACUCCGACCCAUCUCUGCGAAGGAUUCCCAGAGCAUCAGCCAAGUUGUAUGCCUCUAUCAUCCAGUGCAAUGGCUUCCCUGACCCUGCCACAGGGCCACACCCCUGUCUCCAGUCAGAAGAUGCUGGACCCACCAUCAGCCCUGUGAGAGAGGAGAAAGUUCACUUCCUGGGACUAACACUAGGUUCAACACAAGCCCAGGCAGCUUUGUACACACUCUUUUCUCUUGUGCUUUCUGGAGUCUGUGGUGUGGCAUUACUGUCAUACAAGUACUGUAAGCACUCCAAGCAAGGGAAAACACAAGCAAGCCAACAGGAAUUGAGACCUAUUUCUUCAUUCUAAGUCAUGUUACCACCUUCUCCAGUUCCGUGAAAUAAGCCUAGUCUCUCUGUAUACCUUUGUUGCCCACAAAACUUAGGAUCUUACAUCCUACCUAUGCCAGACUUCUUCCUAAAGGCCUUCUGCACUGUUAGAGACUACUUUAAUCUUGAAGGAUUUCAAGUCCCUGAUUAAAAGAAAUAUCUGCAUCUUG
Pteropus alecto (black flying fox) is the source of this 5974-nucleotide messenger RNA. RefSeq names its product lactase (gene LCT). Lineage: Eukaryota; Metazoa; Chordata; Mammalia; Chiroptera; Pteropodidae. Bases 1 to 5784 code for a protein of 1927 amino acids. Gene Ontology annotation, molecular function: beta-glucosidase activity. The transcript has 17 exons. The record is from RefSeq and is a predicted model, not a curated record. Gene Ontology annotation, biological process: carbohydrate metabolic process.